AAAUCUGAACCGUUAGUUUUACCCUAGGACCUAUGUCUCCUCGAGCUCGACUCGAUUCUCUCUGGCCUUCUCGCCUCGUCGUCUCCUCCACCACCCCGAGCUCGACUCUGUUGAUUAUGACCUCGUCGUCAGCAAUGCCCAGACCAAUGAAGGUGAAAGGUGGAAGAUAAGGUGGAGUACACUGAACCAGAAAGGACUAGUUUCCCGGCGGCUGAAUAAGCUGUCUGGAGAAGAGUGGCUCCAGAUUCUUGAGAAUUAUGUUAGCUUCUGAGGAGAGGACCCUAUAAAGAAUUAUUAUAAACUUCUCUUUUUUAUUUAGGGAAUCAUAAGAAUCAGAAAGGGACUGGUUGGAGAAGUUCUCUGCUAUGAUACGAUUUCCAUUGUCUUAAUUCCUCUCAAGAUUUUUUAACUUUGGGGGACUCACGCAUAUUUCUUCAAUCCUAGGAAAGUUGAUGUGAAUGGCGAUUCCACAUUUGCAUUCUCUGCAACCUGUGAGAGUUUCUUCCCCUUGCCGCGUUUCCGUUUCUAACCAGUAUCACUAUGGUAGAAGCAAUUUCAGUAGAAAGAGCAGUUCUCUUGUUUACGCUUCCUCCACCAGCAACUUUGACAGGGACCUCCAUCUGCAAUCAAAGGUUGAAACAGUGUUAGACAGUGUAAAAUGGGAUGAGAAAGGUUUGGCAGUUGCCAUAGCUCAAAACGUUGACACAGGAGCCAUCUUGAUGCAAGGCUUUGCUAACAGGGAAGCAGUGGCCACGACAGUUUCCUCCCGGAAGGCUACAUUCUACAGUCGGUCGCGAUCAACAUUGUGGACAAAGGGAGAGACCUCCAAUAAUUUCAUUAAUGUUCAAGAAAUCUUCCUUGAUUGUGACCGAGACUCGAUAAUAUACCUUGGGAAGCCUGAUGGACCUACUUGCCACACAGGGUCAGAGACGUGCUAUUACACCCCAGUUCUUGAUUUGUUGGAACAUCGACAGGACGAAGAACAUAAAUUGGCAUUGACCACUUUGUACUCGUUAGAGUCAACAAUUGCUAAGCGAAAAGAAGAGUUAGAAGUUCCAGAGAGUGGAAAGCCCUCAUGGACUCGGCGUCUACUAUCUGAUGAGAAGUUGUUGUGCUCAAAAAUCAGGGAAGAGGCGGAUGAGCUAUGCCGAACACUAGAGGAGAACGAAGACAGGCUGCGUGCUGCCUCAGAGAUGGCAGAUGUGCUUUAUCAUGGCAUGGCUCUUCUGGCCCGUAAAGGCGUGAAAAUGGAAGAGGUUUUGGAAAUUCUUCGGCGUAGGUUUUCUCAGUCGGGUAUCGAGGAAAAGAGAAAUCGCAAGUCACAAACCUAGGCAUAGGCAGCUUAGCCUGUCAAGUUUAAUGAUAUUCUUUGAUCAAAUUUUUCCUGUUCUUCUUAAUCGUUUUAUUCACCAGGUACUGUGGUCUCAACUGCUAAAAGACGUAUUUAUGAACGUUUAUUUGCAGUUAAUUUGAUUAGUGUGUGUUUUAAACUGAUUUCGUUGUGAGUGUCAAUUGUUUGGAUUCGAAAUUAUCAACGUAUAUCCGGUUGAUCA
Malus domestica (apple) is the source of this 1553-nucleotide messenger RNA. RefSeq names its product histidine biosynthesis bifunctional protein hisIE, chloroplastic-like. Lineage: Eukaryota; Viridiplantae; Streptophyta; Magnoliopsida; Rosales; Rosaceae. The record is from RefSeq and is a predicted model, not a curated record. Gene Ontology annotation, molecular function: phosphoribosyl-AMP cyclohydrolase activity; phosphoribosyl-ATP diphosphatase activity. Gene Ontology annotation, biological process: L-histidine biosynthetic process.